AGUUGCUUUGUUUCUCGUUUGUUUAUCCGUUUCAAUUUGCAAUUAAGCCAUCCGUGGUCCUCCCCGACCCCAAUCCCGUUGUCCACCGCUGCCGCCGCCAUGUCUCCGUCGCUCCUCUUCCUUCCCUCCGCCAGGGUUCUCCACUCGCCGCCGCCGCUACAGCGCUGGUUCGCCUCGUCGCGCGUCUCGUUUCCUACUCGGGCGCGCCGCACCCGCCUCGUGUGCGCCGCCGAUUCCAACGGAGCAGCCUCCUCUGGCUCUGGAGGCGACGCCACGGCCAGUCAAAACAACAACAGCCUGCCGAAGAACAGGAGGGAUAUUCUCCUGGAAUACGUAAAUAAUGUCCAUCCAGAGUUUAUGGAGCUCUUCGUUAAAAGAGCUCCAGCACAGGUGUUUAUCUGUUUCUUUUCACUUCUCCUUUCGCCCCAUGUUUCCUUAAAGUGUCAGUUUUCUGAUAUAUGUUGUAAUGAACUCUUGGAAUAUCUGAAGACUCUAGAACCUCAAAAUUUAAAGGAACUCACGAGUACUGCUGGGGAAGAUGUUGUUUUUGCUAUGAAUGUGUUCAUAAAGCGUCUCUUGGCUGUCUCUGAUCCGUCACAAAUGAAGACAACAGUUUCGGAGACAAGUGCGAAUCAGCUAGCCAACUUGCUGUUUUGGUUGAUGAUUGUUGGGUACAGCAUCCGCAGCAUUGAGGUGCGGUUCGACAUGGAGAGGGUGCUGGGUGCACCCCCAAAGAUAGCUGAGCUACCACCUGGAGAGAAGAUGUAGUAGACAAGGGAGAGAGGUUUGUAGCAGUGUUCCACUGCGCUGCGCAAUGGUCCGUAGAUGGAGAGUCGUGGCAAUUUAACAGGGAAUUGAGCUAGAGGCGUUGAAGAUGGUAUUUGCAUGGUCUGUAUGGAGGGAGGCACGGUUCAUUUGCCUCCCUCCAUACGCGCCAUUGAUUAGAAGUUGUAGCAUUGAUUUGUAAAACUGAAGAUGAAAGCCAAAGAGUCACUGGAAGACUUGGGGAUAGGGAAGGAGAAAGCAGAAAUGGAGAGGAAAUUGUAUGUGAAAUUGAGAGUCCAUACACGUAUUGGUUCCUUCUUUCUUUUGAGAGUACAUUGAGAGUACAAGUAGGACACUAGCACACGUUAAAUAAGAUUAGAGUUAUAUAUGUACCAUUUCUGUAUCGGGAUUUAAUUCUAAGAAAAUACAGAACUCGGUGGACAGGUUUCACAAAGGACCGUAAGCAACUGAGUUUGCAUA
Phragmites australis (common reed) is the source of this 1245-nucleotide messenger RNA. RefSeq lists its product as uncharacterized. The transcript is spliced from 5 exons. The coding region runs from base 100 to 768 and encodes 222 amino acids. NCBI's taxonomy places the organism in Eukaryota, Viridiplantae, Streptophyta, Magnoliopsida, Poales, Poaceae. The record is from RefSeq and is a predicted model, not a curated record.